Molecule: messenger RNA, 333 nt
Organism: Dentiscutata heterogama
Lineage: Eukaryota; Fungi; Glomeromycota; Glomeromycetes; Diversisporales; Gigasporaceae
Source: the annotation of a GenBank genome assembly
AUGGCAAUACAUAACUUUGAUCUACCAAAUUCUGAGCAACUAAUUCAUCUACUUGUUACACUAACUUCACUUUUGUCUUUACCUAGUUUAAGAGUUGAAUAUUUAGAAACAGAACUGGAGCUCUAUAAAAAUUCAGGUACUAGCCCUUUGUGGCUAGUGCUUAAAUAUCCUCUGCAGCAGCAUUCAAAGCAGAUUGAAGAUUCAGAGAUAAAUGAAGUGCAGCCUGAAAUUCAGCAGCCCAAGAAAAAACAGAAAACCAUGUCUUUCUCCUGGCUUCUUAUGAGUGAAGAGUCAUUGUGCUUGUUGAGGGAAGCGGAGGAAGAUGCGGAAAGA